This is a messenger RNA of Papilio machaon (common yellow swallowtail), 891 nucleotides long. RefSeq names its product dehydrodolichyl diphosphate synthase complex subunit DHDDS (gene Dhdds). Gene Ontology annotation, biological process: polyprenol biosynthetic process. Gene Ontology annotation, cellular component: dehydrodolichyl diphosphate synthase complex; endoplasmic reticulum. Bases 28 to 876 code for a protein of 282 amino acids. NCBI's taxonomy places the organism in Eukaryota, Metazoa, Arthropoda, Insecta, Lepidoptera, Papilionidae. Gene Ontology annotation, molecular function: ditrans,polycis-polyprenyl diphosphate synthase [(2E,6E)-farnesyl diphosphate specific] activity. The transcript has 5 exons. The record is from RefSeq and is a predicted model, not a curated record.
UUGCUCAAUAAUUUAUUAUCGGAAAAUAUGUCGUGGGUUAAAGAAAAUUGUGUUUCGUUUUUUCAACUUUUCUGUAUUAAAGUCGUUAAAAGCGGUAGAAUUCCACAGCAUUUAGCUUUUAUUAUGGAUGGAAACCGUCGAUUUGCUAAAAAGAAUAGCGUUCAAAGUAGUGUUGGACAUCAUAAAGGUUUUGAUAAACUUUCAGAAACACUAAAGUGGUGCCUUGAUUUGGGUGUUCCUGAAGUCACAGUGUAUGCUUUUAGUAUUGAAAAUUUUAAAAGAAGUGAAGAAGAGGUUGCAGCAAUUAUGGACUUGGCUCGGGAUAAAUUUAAAAGACUUUUGGAUGAAAUUGAAUUGAUAAACGAAUGGGGUGUUCGGAUACAUGUAGCUGGCCGUUUGUCUAUGCUUCCAGAAGACUUACGGUCCCUUGUUGCUAAAGCAAUGCUAGCCACAAAGAACAAUAAUAUAUUGCAGCUAAAUAUUGCUUUUGCAUAUACAGGACGGGACGAAAUCAGCCGAGGAGCAUCACACAUCAUUGAUGGGAUUCGAAAUAAAGAUUUGUUGCCUGAGGAUAUUGAUGAGGAUCUUGUGUCACAAACUCUUGAUUUAGGAGAAGCUGAACUGUUAGUGAGGACAUCUGGUGAAGUAAGAUUGUCUGAUUUUAUGUUGUGGCAGGUUUCCAGGACAGUAUUGUACUUUACGGAUGUUCUUUGGCCAGAGUUCUCUAUUUGGAAUCUUUUGGCCGCCAUCAUUCACUUCCAAAGGCAUGCUCCUCCUGUCUCACCCGAAUUGGAAAACACAAAGAGUAAACAGAAGUUCUUAGAUAAGCUAGAAAAUAAAUGGUGGCAAGAAUUGGAAAGCUAUGUUAUAUGUUAAAGUUACUUAAUAUUU